CUCGAGCCUGCAACCGAGGUAUGUGCCCUUGACCAGAAUCGAACCCAGGAUCCAUCAGUCCUCAGGCCGACGCUCUUCCCACUGGGCCAAAACAGCUAGGGCUGUGAAUGAUUUUUUUAUACUAAAAUUGAGAUGAGCUUAGUCUCUGGUGGAAGAAGCUGAGGGGGGCCUGAGCUCAGGUGCAGUGGGUACAAGCAAGGUGAUCUGUAUGAAAAGAAUGAAGUUCGCCAGCAGAGAGGAGGGAGCAUCCUGAAUUUAACAAAAAGUAUUGGGUUUCCUCAUCUGUAAGAUGGAAAUGAGCCUGUCUCGGUUAUUGUGAGGAUCCAGAUGACAUGAGUGUACUGCAGGUGGAGUUGCUCAAUAAAUAUACAUUGCCUUCUGCUACUACGAGGCGACCCCUGUGAAAGGGUCGUUCGACCCCCAAAGGGGUCGUGACCCACAGGUUGAGAACCGCUGUAUUAGAGGAUGACCCCUCUAACGAAGUGGCAGGAAGGCAGUGAGGAUGCAAGUGGAGCUGGUCAGAUGACAGCCAGCCCAGAUUCGGUGUCCUCCUAUCUGUGAAAAUGUCUGCCAGGACCCAGCUAGCGGCCAGAGCUUCCCUUAUUGAGCAAUUGCUGUCUGAAGGGAAAUUUGAGGAUCUUGGCAACCACCUGACGGAGCUGGAAACUCUGCACGUGACCAAGGAGCAUCUCCAGCAGACACAUGUGGUCAGGGCUGUGUACCGUGUCCUCAAAAACUGCCCCACCGUGGCUUUGAAGAAGAAGGCCAAGUGUCUCCUGUCGAAAUGGAAAGCUCUUUAUAAUGAUCCUUAUUUCAAACCAGGGGACAGCCCCAAAUUCUUCCCCAUGGGUGACAAGGACAAAAAUUCAGGACUUUCUUAUGACUCACGUCCAGAUGAGACAUUGGGGGGCUCCAGUUCUGAUCCUCUGCUAUCUUCCCAAGAUGCUAUAGCAAAAGCCGCUGAAAUGCUUAUGCCUGAAAACAGCCCAAAUGGAAUGGAACGUAAGGAAGAGGAUGUCAAGGGCGGCGACCCCAAAUCCACUGACAAGAGAUCAAGUGAGUUGCUACAUCCUGCAGUGCCCGUGAGAAUGAAAUGCACAGAGCUUCUUUAUGAAGCUUUAACUAGUUCUUCCACCAAUCAGCCCAAAGCAGAGUUGUGGCAAAGCUUUGCAAGAGAAAUUGAAGAGCACGUUUUUGCCCUGUAUUCAAAGAACCUCAAAAAAUAUAAAACUUGUAUCAGAAGCAAAGUUGCCAAUCUGAAGAACCCCCGAAAUUCUCACUUACAACGAAACUUGCUCUCUGGGACCAUGUCGCCAAGAGAAUUUGCUGAAAUGACGGUCAUGGAUAUGGCAAGCAAGGAGCUGAAAGAGUUGAGAGAUUCCUACACGGAAUCUGGCAUUCAGGAGCAUUGCCUUCCCCAAGUGAUGGAGGGCACCCAGACGGAGAAAAUAAAAUGCAGACACUGUGAAAAGUUCAAUUGCAAGGUCACUGUAAUUGACAGAGGAGCACUUUUCCUUCCAAGUUGGGUGCGGAAUUCAAACCCAGAUGAACAAAUGAUGACCUAUGUAAUCUGUAAUGAAUGUGGGCAACAGUGGUACCAUAGCAAUUGGGUGUGCUUGUAAUUGUAAAUAAAUGCUCUGGGCCUGGCACAUAUCUUAAAUGUAUAUAGAUUUUGUCAGGAAGUUAUCUUAGACUAAUAACUACGAUUAUGAGAAUCAGAAAAGAGUAAGAGAACAAACAAAAAUCACCUAAAUCUUGCCGUUCAGGAAAUCCCAGUCUAAAAUGCUGUGUAUCUAUUUUCAGCCUUUUCACUUGUGAUUGUUAAGUAAAAUUUGGUUGAGACUCUAUGUGACGUUUUUAAAUAACAGCUUUAUUCAAUUGGCUGGGCGUCCUCUUGUAUUCCUGUCAGGGCACUUGCCCGGGUUGCGGGCUCUGUCCCUGGUAGGGGGCAUGCAUGCAGGAAGCAGCCAAUUGAUGUUUCACUCUCACAUCGAUGUUUCUCUUUCCCUCUCCCUCUCCCUUCCCCUCUCUAAAAAUUAAUAAAAUUAGUUUUAAAAGUAAAAUAAGUAAAUGUUCUGGACAACAGAUAACUGGAGUGAAACCUUUUAUUUAUAUCACCCUUUUAUGCUUGUUUUUAAAAUCCGAUACAACCCUAAGAAGCCCAGUUGGUGUGGCUCAGUAGUUGAGUGUUGACCAGGAGGUCACAGUUGGAUUCCUAGUCAGGGCACAUGCCCGGGUUUUGGACU
Messenger RNA from Myotis myotis, 2246 nucleotides. RefSeq names its product transcription elongation factor A N-terminal and central domain containing (gene TCEANC). Gene Ontology annotation, biological process: DNA-templated transcription. Gene Ontology annotation, cellular component: nucleus. Lineage: Eukaryota; Metazoa; Chordata; Mammalia; Chiroptera; Vespertilionidae. The transcript has 4 exons. The record is from RefSeq and is a predicted model, not a curated record. Bases 564 to 1622 code for a protein of 352 amino acids.